Larimichthys crocea (large yellow croaker) is the source of this 1295-nucleotide messenger RNA. RefSeq names its product NKAP domain containing 1 (gene nkapd1). Lineage: Eukaryota; Metazoa; Chordata; Actinopteri; Sciaenidae. The record is from RefSeq and is a predicted model, not a curated record. Bases 156 to 935 code for a protein of 259 amino acids. The transcript has 6 exons.
ACGAUGAUUGACAGGCCGUUGGACCAAUCACAAAGUUUUUCCAACGUUCGGUGACGUAAAUGUGCCACAACGUAAAGCGGAAGUGCCGGUAGAGGCUGAGAGCUGUGUGUUUUUGUCCUUCUUGAACACUACUCGUGUCAUAAAAAGUGGUCGUCAUGGCGAAGCAGCCUCUGGGAAAGACGCUGCUGAGGAAUGUGAUCCGACACACAGAUGCCCACAACAAGAUCCAGGAGGAGAUGGAGAUGUGGAAAAUGCGAGGCUGGCAGGUCCAAACGUCCCACCACAAACAUUUGUCCGGUACAGAGAGCGUGAGGGGCCAGAUGCACUGUGAUCGAGUACCAGAUCAAACCAGAGAGCGAGUCUCCGAACACGACGACAGAGAGGCUCGUUACUGGACACGGAAACUCUAUGACUUUGAAUCCAAUGAUCCCGACAGGUGGGGACAUAGUGGCUUCAAGGAGCUUUAUCCGGAGGAGUUUGAAAGUGACAGUGAAAAAAGCAGCUCCACAAAGAAGAUCGGCCGCCACAAAAUGAAAAAGUCCAAAUCUGACACAGAAGCAAGCUUAUCGAAACGUUCAAAAAAAUCCUCUCGAAAGAAAAAGAAGAAAAAGAAGAAAAAAGAGGAGGAGGGAAAGCGUAAAAGAGCGGUUUCCUCGAGCAGCAGUGAUGACAGCAGUGCCACCAAAGAGAAGCAGAGGAGUAAAAGGACUAAAAGUCGACAUAAAAACAAAAAAACUGCAAAAACCAGAGGGAGAGAUGAGGACAGCAGCUCAGGGGACAGUAAUGAUGAAGAAGAAAGAGAAAGACGGACUCACAGUCGCAAAAAACGAAAACAGGACUCCCACAAAGACUCAGAUUCAGGGCCAAAUUCAAAAAAGAAGAGCAGGAAAAACUGGAAAGCAGCAGGUGACGAGAGCGCAACUUCUGGAGACUGAGACGUGAUCAGAGCGGCAGCUCGUGCAAAGGCCAGAAAAACGACAGCUGAUUCCUUUGUUCGCCUUAACUUCACAGAGGGCUUUUCUCUGCACAGCCGUUCUGUAUUGUACUUUGUUCGACAUCAACAAGCCUGUACCGUUGGUACUCUCUGUGGGCGUUCUCUUCAGCAAAACCUCAUCCACCUCGGCAGGCAACAUGAGGAGGGAUGCUGGGCCAUCCACCACGAGCCUCAUGUGGAAUUCUCUCGGCUGCAGGCUCAUUGAUUUGAUCACUGACUCUCAUCUCAGACGGUCCGCCUCACAAGGAGACCUAGACCUUUAGUGAAUUUUAUUUAAGAAGUAAAGAUGAAUUAUACAGUU